Molecule: messenger RNA, 527 nt
Organism: Dunckerocampus dactyliophorus (ringed pipefish)
Lineage: Eukaryota; Metazoa; Chordata; Actinopteri; Syngnathiformes; Syngnathidae
Product: ubiquinol-cytochrome-c reductase complex assembly factor 3
Exons: 2
Coding region: 264-509 (81 amino acids)
Biological process (GO): mitochondrial respiratory chain complex III assembly
Source: RefSeq, a predicted model, not a curated record
CUCCAAAUACUGAAAAGUUGUGUCCAUGUAUUUUGUCCAAGUGGCGACCCGUACCGCAGAUGUAGCAAAUGGGGUCAGUGUCAGUCUUGUUUGUCCAAGUGACUUUCCGUACUACAACUGUCUCACGCUCAUAUCGGAUAGGACAAGUAGUGACGUAAACAAGUGGCGCCACAUGCUACUAAUAUAGUUUCCACUCAUAAGGUAGCAAUAAGGAGGAAAAUACUUGUCAUCUUGAGAUACAAUUAUUAAUCAGCGUGUGUACAAUGAGUGGCAUGCGAACUGUCUUGGCCUCCUCCGGUCUGGUGGGAGUGUUGGGUCUUGGUUAUGGAAUGUGGUCGAUCAUUGCACCAGGAGAAGAAAGGAGGAGAGCCAUCAUCAAGAAUCUGCCUGAAUCAAACCCAGUGAGGAUGGAAGAGACGAGGAGGCGGAAUGCUCUGGUGAUGCAGUCACUGAAGGAGGCCGCAGAAACCAACGAGAAUAUUGCAAGAGGAUUGCAAGGCUCAAAAUAACCUGUUGGAAUGACACUG